Molecule: messenger RNA, 6604 nt
Organism: Manis pentadactyla (Chinese pangolin)
Lineage: Eukaryota; Metazoa; Chordata; Mammalia; Pholidota; Manidae
Gene: NSUN4
Product: NOP2/Sun RNA methyltransferase 4
Exons: 6
Coding region: 155-1309 (384 amino acids)
Biological process (GO): rRNA methylation
Cellular component (GO): mitochondrial large ribosomal subunit
Molecular function (GO): methyltransferase activity
Source: RefSeq, a predicted model, not a curated record
GGUUUACACCUGGGAUGUGCAGGGGGCGGAGACCCGGAGGGAGACAGCCUUAGUUCCCUCCCCUGUUUGUCAGGAGCGGUGCGCACCACCUCUCCGGAACCCGCGGGUCUCCGGUUGCGGUUCCGGUCGGAAUUAGCCGGCGGUGCACGACGACAUGGCAGCGUUGGUAGUGAGAGGUGUUCGGGGCAUGCUGAGGUGUGCGGAGCUCGCCACGAUCCCGCGGAGAUAUCGGCAUAAGAAGAAAUGGGCUGCCACAGAGCCCAAAUUUCCUGCCACUCAACUGGCUCUGCAGAAUUUUGACAUGACUUACAGUGUGCAGUUUGGGGAUCUUUGGCCAUCAAUCCGGGUCAGUCUCCUCUCAGAGCAGAAGUAUGGCGCACUGGUCAAUAACUUUGCUGCCUGGGAUCAUGUAAGUGAUGAGCUGCAGCAGCUGAGUGCCAGGGACUUUGUGAAUGAAGCCAUCUCCCACGGGGAACUGGAGCCUGAGAGGGGCCAAACUGCAGCUCCAUCCCCAGCCUCCUGGGCCUACAGUCCAAACCUUCGGUGUUUUACUUUCGACAGAGGGGAUGUCAGUCGUUUCCCUCCUUCCAGGUUCAGCAGUCUGGGUGUCAUGGACUACUAUCUGAUGGAUGCUGCCUCCUUGCUGCCUGUCCUAGCCCUUGGCCUGCAGCCUGGCGACACUGUGCUUGACCUAUGUGCAGCGCCCGGAGGAAAGACACUAGCAUUACUGCAGACUGGCUGUUGCCGCAAUCUUGCUGCCAAUGAUGUCUCCACCUCCCGAACAGGCAGACUGCAGAAGGUCCUUCACAGCUAUGUGCCUCAAGAUAUCAGGGAUAGAAGUCGAGUUCGAGUUACCUCAUGGGAUGGCAGGAAGUGGGGAGAACUGGAGGGUGAUACCUAUGACCGGGUGCUGGUGGAUGUGCCCUGUACCACAGACCGCCACUCCCUUCGUGAGGAUGACAACAACAUCUUUCAGCGGUCAAGGAAGAAGGAGCGGCAAAUGUUGCCCAUGCUGCAGGUGCAGCUUCUUGCGGCUGGACUCCUUGCCACCAAACCGGGUGGCCACGUUGUCUAUUCCACCUGCUCACUCUCACACUUACAGAAUGAGUAUGUGGUACAAGGCACCAUCGAGCUCCUGGCCAAUCAGUACAGCAUCCAGGUUCAGGUGGAAGACCUGACUCACUUCCGAAAACUUUUCAUGGAUACAUUCUCCUUCUUCCCAUCCUGCCAGGUUGGGGAGCUGGUCAUCCCAAACCUCAUGGCCAAUUUUGGGCCUAUGUACUUUUGUAAAAUGUGUAGGCUGACAUAGCAACAGCCUGUUACUGAAGCCCUGGUGUAGGAGACACCAGAAACUGAGACCAGUGGCAAAGAUGUUCUCUGAGUCCUAUCUCCAUUCUGCUCAAGUCUUCCUACAGACAAUUUCCAGUUAUAGGAAGUAGGAGUUUCUCUGUCCUGCUGUCCAAUUGUGGAACAUCAGCAGGUUUCUUACUUAUUAUAGCCCCAUCUCCAAGCCUGUGCUAACGGUUCCCACCCCAUUAGGGGCUUAGGAAUAUGAGCCAGUGAGCAGGCCUACACUUUAAGCUAUAAACUUGGAAAGAAGCAUUUAGCCAAUAAAAUUGUUGAAGCUCUGUAGAGCUAGGGCUUUUAGUUUUCAUGUCAGUCCAAGUACCGUUAGUUCCAUUUGUACCAGCUGCUGCUACUGAGCUCGAGUGCCAGGUGCCCAAAGCCCAGGACCUCAGCCUGGAUAUAAGCCUCUGGUUACCGAGCCCCUCUCAUACGUGAGGUGAGUUCUGAAUGAUCCAUCUUGAGCAGCCAGUGGACCCAAAAAAGUCUACCUGUUUUCUCCGUAUAGCCCACAAUCUAAUUUAAGGAACAGCAACUGAAACUGUUAAGCCAAUGCAUAAUAAUCAGCUUACUUACACCGAGAGAGCUCUCCAGAGCUGAAUAAUGCCAGCUGUUCCUCCUGCUACCAACAGCACUGCUGCCCAAAUGUGGCGGGAAGCUGCUUCUGCCACAGGGUGUUUCUUCAUUAUUCAUCUAGCAAGUGUUCCUUGAGCUCCUGACUGACGGGUAGUCAGGGAGCUGCUGGAGAUGUAGCAGUUGGGAUUGUGGGAGAUAAGGAGGACUCCUCAUCCUUUGGAAUGGCAGCUCUCCUCCUUUUGCUUUUGAGCACCUAGGAAUUCCUAAUAUCUUGUUUUGUUAUAUUUUGUUUUUGGUUUUGUUCUCUUGUUCUUGGCCUGCAGCUGAGCUCUGGUGUCAGUUCUUUGGCCCACCCCCAAAUCCCUCAGAGCUCUUCCCCACCAUUGUAGGACUUCACCUCACAGAGUGUGUGAAGUUGGGGGCAACAUUGUUUACUGAAUACUUGCUAGUAAUGUUGUUUUAUAACUUUUUUGCACAAAGAAGGCAAUCUUUUAAUAACAGGGAUAUAAAACUUUUUUUCUGAAAAACUGGUCCUUGGGCAGAAAACAGUAUGUAAUUUUAGAUGCUUGAGUUCUGAGUUCUUCCCACUUUACUUAGCCCUCCUCUACCUCUUUCUGUCACUCCCUUUGUUCUUUAUGCUUUCCCUGCUAAUCCUAGUUUGGGUAUUAGAGGUGUCAGCUGAGAAGGAUUUUAGAUGAGUUUAAACCUUCUCCUUUCUUAUAAUUGGCACUCUGAGGGCCUUGGAAGGCUUUCCAGACUCAAAAUCCAGCGAAGCUAGGAAAAUAGGUUCCAGGGAGUAGGGCCCUGUUUAGCCUCUGUGUGUGGUCUGUGGUACCUGCCUGCUGUUUACUCUGCCCUCAGUAUCUACUGAGGCUGGGCAGCCUCAGGUGCCUGGGCUUCUGCCCUUGGCCUCCUAGGUAUACAGGCUGGUUUUAAUUAAAUGCUAAGCAGUGAUUAUUCAAGAGGAGAGGAUCUCCUGCCUGUGUGAUCCCUCCCAGUCUUAAUUAGGGACAGAUGAAACCAGAUAAGAAAAGCAGAGAACUACUUUGAAAAACAGUUUAUCUUCUAUAAUUAAACAUUAACCUACCCUACAACCCAGUUAUUCCAGUACUGGGAAUAAGUCCAAGAGACACUCAUACAUGUGUACCAGAAGACAUGUACAAGAAUGUUCAUAGCAAUCCUGUUCACAAAAGCAAACCCAAGUGCCCAUGAGCAAGAGAGUGGAUAAAUAAACUGGAACAGUCACACAAUGGAAUAUUAUAUAGCUGUCAAAACAAAUGAACUAUAGUGACUCUUAACAAGAUGGGUGAAUCUUCACAAUAAAAUAUUAAAUGAAAAAGUUGAGUCCCAAAAGAUUAAAUGUAACAUGAUGCUCUUUUAAAGAAAAAAACAAAAACAACUUUUUCUUUUUUGUUAUUACUUACCAAAUUUAAAAUUUAUCAAUUUUUAACAUGCUGUUUAAGGAAUUUUGAUAAUUGUAUAUAAUAGCAUAGCCACCAUCACCAUCAAAAUACAGAAAAUAAUUCUGUGGAUAAAGUGAAGGUUCCUGUGGCUAGGAUUCUCACCUGGCCCUGGUUGACUAGCUCACUACACACGUGUGGACGGUACGUCAUUAUUGACUAUAUAAAGAGCCCUGCUCAGUGCUCUGGACGACACGGUGGUAUGGCUGGCUGCAAGGCUACAGGAGAGCAGAGCAGAGGCUGCAGUGAUGGCAGCACCGAGGACAGAGACUGAGACGGCUGUGCAGACAGAGGGACCCAGAGGCAGAGACCGACUUGCUGAAUGCAGGCUCGCUCUGAGUGGAUGGGAUUCAAGUGAUUGAUCUGCCACCGUGGAGAUAAAGUUGGGUAUAACCCUUUCACCCCAAGAAUGUUCUACUGUCAUUUCUUUGGUCACAUUGAAUCCAUAGUGAACUUGCCUGGGGCUGAAACCCAUUGGCAAGACAAAUUCUAUCUCCUAAAUAGUUUCCUUGUGCUCCUUUGCACUCAGUACCUUUCUCCUAUCCCUGGUCCCAGGUAAUUAUCAACCUGCUUUCUGUCACUGUAGUUUUACCUAUUGUAGAAUUUUAUAUUGUGAAAGAUAGAGUUGAUUUACAGCUGGAUUGCAAAAGCUCUAUCUUUAUUUGAAUGUCUGGCUUUUCAGUCUUGGCCAAAGUAAGGGCAUUGGUAUUUUCAAUGUGCAAUUUAAAGUCUAAAGCUCCUCUGGUGACUCCCAGUAUCACUUUCUUUACUGGUGGUUUACAACUGGCUUAACUGGUUACAUGUGCCUGGCUUGAUUAAAUGGCCAGAGAAGCAUUAAAAACCCUGUUGGGAACUUCUAAUCUGAGCUCCCCCCACAGCAAAGAUUCCUCACAAAGUUCGUGGUGAUUAGAUGCAAAGAUAGAAUGCUUACUUCACAUCCUGAUAACACUUGGUAUUAAGUUUUAUUCUAGUGGUGUGUCUUGGUGUCUCAUUGUGGUUUUAAUUUCAUUUCUGAUGACUUGAUGUUAUAAAGUUACAUACAACUAAGAAUCCAAAAACAUUUUUAAAGAACAUAUAAGCAGUAAAGCUACAUGAAAAGGAAAGAAUGGUUCUCACUGUGGGUUUCAGAAUAGUGGUUCCCAAAGGUAAGGGGAUAGGAUGGGGCUGGAGGAACGUAUAAUUAGGUCAGGUUAUUGUCAAGGUUCUAGCUUUCAUAUUUGGUGCUUAUUACAUUAUCAAGACAACUAAAUUAGUAAAAAGCUAUGCACAAAAGUAUGUUGUGCAUGAUGAAAGUAUGUUGUGAACAAGGAUUAUGUUUAAUCCAGUUUUAUGUACCUAAUGUACAAAAAGAUAGGUGUGGGUAAGAACCUAGCCCAAGAGUGUAGUAGUGCCAAAUAUGGCUUGAUAAGAGCUGUGGGAGGGGCCAUAUCUAGAAACCUGAAAGCUUAGCUAUGUUGUCUCAGUAUUGCUUAUGAGUUCCUUUUUCCUUGUGAAAUAUAAGAGCCCAUCCUUGGCAGAGGACCAGGUGUUGGGUCAGCCAUGGGUUACAGUAGAAAGAGCUUGGUCUGUGAUUUUUACCUUUUGGGAGUCACAUAUCUGUUUGACAGACUGGUAAAAGCUUUGACCUCAGGAGAAAAAACAACAACCCACCUUUGCCCUCUCUGUGUUGCUGUAGGAUCAAGUCCAAACUCUGCCCUGGCCCCUGGUUUUUUAUUCUGUUUCAUCUCUGCCAUCCCUACUGCUCCCUUCUCUCACAGUUUGUUUAUCCAAGCAUAACCUCCCCCUGGCCCCCUGCUCCAUGUCUCUUUGACACAUUGUCUUCUCUGUCUAAAUGCCCUUUUCACUCUGUUUUUCUUGCUAGCCCAAAUUUUCACCCCCUCCAGGAGCAGUAGGGGAUGGUAGAGAUGAAACAUAAUCAACAACCAGGGGGCCAGGGCAGAGUUUUGGACUUGAUCCUUCAGGCAACACAGAGAGGGCAAAGGGUUGUAAGCAGGUGAAUAACAAUGUCAGAUUGGGUUUUUAACAUGUGUCAGUAAUUGCUGUGUAACAAACACCCCAUAACAAACCACCCCAAAACUUAGUGGCUUAAAGCAGCCAUUUUAGUUGCUCAUGAUUCUGGGCACCAGCAAGUUAGGCUGGUCUUGACUGGGCUCACUCAAGCAGCCUGGGUCAUGUGACCAUUUAUUUGCGGUAGAAGAUCUAAUAUGGUAUCUAUCACAUGUCCCCAGCAGGCUAGCCUAGGCAUCUUCACAUGGCAGUAGAAGAGUCUCAAAGUGAGAGUGGAAGCUGAAAGGCCUCCAAGCUGCUCAGACCACAUUUUGAGGUGACAUACUAGGAGGUACAUUGGGAACUUAGGCGUAGCAUGAGGAGGGUGGCCAGAAUGGAGAGGAAAGUGAAAAUCUCAUCCUAGGAAGAAUUGGGGGAAUGGGAUUAUUAAGCCAGGAGAGGAGAGGGGAAGACUUGAGGAACACAGAUGCCAUCUCUUAAUAGGACUGUUCUGAGGCAGGGGGGGCAGAUGUGAUUUGAAUGUCCCCAGGGACAUUCAAAGUUGUAGUGAGCCAGAUUUCAGAUCAACAUAAUAAACCUUAAAACUGUUUAAACAGUUACCUUUCCUGUGGGGCCCUUGGCAGAGUUGCCUUCUCUACCUCCUCUGCAGUUAGGCGUGGCCAGGUGACUUGCUUUAUGAAAUAGUAGUGGAAGUGGUGUUUUCUUCCAUAUUUCUGGAUAGAAGCUUUGAGAUGGAACAUCAGAUUUGUCAUUCCCACCAGAGUGAUCAUGGAAAUAUUUGUUGAGAUGGAACCUACAUCAGCCUGAGUGCCCAUGACUGUGUUGAGCAGAGCCCGCUGUGGACGUGCAUCAGACAUGGCAAGGGAGAGAAAAAUAACUGUUGUAUUAAAGCCACUGAGAGUUGUAUUGUUACUGAAGGAUAACUUAGUCUAUCUUGACUAAUAAAGCAAGUGUAGACCAGCACCUCAUUUUUAGUGAAAAGGAAUAAAGUAGAAAAUACUAGAUGCAAACCAGUCUACCAUUAAUGACAGACAGUAAAUCAGUGAUUGUCUAGGCAGGGCUGGACCAUGAGGAACCUUUGGGGAUGAAGGAUAUCUUGAUGGUGGUAGUGGUUUCACAGGUAUAUACAUAUGUAAAAAAAACUCAUCAAACUGUAUGCUUUAAAUAUAUGUAGUUUAUUAUACACCUAUUAUAUCUCAAUAAAGCUGUAAAAUACA